Molecule: messenger RNA, 1509 nt
Organism: Sorex fumeus (smoky shrew)
Lineage: Eukaryota; Metazoa; Chordata; Mammalia; Eulipotyphla; Soricidae
Gene: ODR4
Product: odr-4 GPCR localization factor homolog
Exons: 14
Coding region: 103-1476 (457 amino acids)
Biological process (GO): intracellular protein localization
Cellular component (GO): endomembrane system
Source: RefSeq, a predicted model, not a curated record
CGUCAUCAGCGCGCGCCGCGGGGAGCUGAGCCGGGGCCGUGAACGCGCCCCCGUGGGCAUCGGGCGGGCGGACGCGCAGGGGCUUGACGGCAGCCCUGAGCCAUGGGCAGGACCUACGUGGUGGAGGAGGCCGUCGGCCGGUAUCUCUCCAGCGUCAGCCUCGGAGGAAAGGCGUCCGUCUCCGGCCUGCUCAUAGGACAGCCGUCCCCGCAGAAGGACUACGUGAUCCUCGCAGCUAGGACGCCGGCCCGAGAGGAACCCAGCGAGAAGAGCCCCACCCGCCCGGCCGCCCUGGACAGCAGCGUGGACGAGGAGUGGGUGGCCGCGCAUGCCUGCCAGGUGUCCAGGAUGCUGCCCGGGGGCCUGCUCGUCCUUGGCGUGUUCCUCGUCACGGCUGCGGAAGCGGGCAGCGAGUUGCAGCACGCCCUGCGCAGGCUCAUUUUCGCCGUGGGCAGGUCUCUGGGCCAGAAGAGAUUGUGGCACUUCACGGACGAGGAGACGGCCGAGCGAGCGGUUCUCCACAUCUGCUCGUCCACCAAGAAAAUCUCCUGUCGAACGUACGACAUCCAGGACCCAAAGAGCUCGGCCAAGCCUGCGGACUGGAAGUACCAGAGCCGGCUCUCGGCGUCCUGGCUCUCCCUGGAGUGCACGCUGGAUGUCAACCUGCACAUCCCGCUGUCCGCUGCAGCCGCCAGCUGCCCUCUGGAGAAGAACACCAAGAACGGGCUUGCACGCUGGGCCCAGCAGAUCGAAAACGGCGUCUACCUGAUUAACGGGCAAGUGAAGGAUGAAGACAGUGACCUGGUAGAAGGGCAGAAAAAGUCCAGAGGGAACACCCAAGCAGCCAGUCCCUCCUUCGAUGUCCGGGUGCUAAGGCAGCUGCUCCUGAGCCCGGACCACAGAUCCACGGCCACCGUCCAGGUCUGCAGCGGCUCCGUGAACCUCAGGGGCGCCGUCAAGUGCCGGGCCUAUCUCCAUGGCAACAGGCCCAAGGUCAAGGACGCCCUACAGGCCGUGAAACGGGACAUCCUGAACACGCUGGCCGACCGCUGCGACCUCCUGUUCGAGGAGUUGCUUCUGAACGAGAGCCCCGAGGGGAAAGCCAAGAGCCCCCAGAAGGAGACCCACGUGCUCCCUCUCCGGGUGUUCGUCCCCAUCCCCGGCUCCACGGUGAUGCUGUGUGACUACAAGUUUGCCGACGACUCUGCUGAAGAGAUCAGAGAUCAUUUCGCAGAUAUGUUGGAUCACAGUUUCCCAGCGGAAGACCUGGAAGUUGCCGAGGAGGUCAGCCCAGUGUGUCUCGUGAGUUCCGCCACAAAUCCUGAAGCACCUCCAGACAGCCUGAGUGUCCAGCAGUCAGCACAGCCCAGCGACACCACCAUCGUACUGAAGAUCCAGCAGAACCUAGGAAUGAUCGCGGCCCUGGCCGUGGCAGCCGUGGCCGCUGGCGUCUCCUUCCAUUACUUCAGCGAUUAGGACGAAGGCCCGGAGCUUCCCCCCCCACCCCCC